Neomonachus schauinslandi (Hawaiian monk seal) is the source of this 515-nucleotide messenger RNA. Its product is annotated as transcription initiation factor IIA subunit 2. The transcript has a single exon. Gene Ontology annotation, cellular component: transcription factor TFIIA complex. The record is from RefSeq and is a predicted model, not a curated record. The coding region runs from base 110 to 439 and encodes 109 amino acids. Lineage: Eukaryota; Metazoa; Chordata; Mammalia; Carnivora; Phocidae. Gene Ontology annotation, biological process: RNA polymerase II preinitiation complex assembly; transcription initiation at RNA polymerase II promoter. Gene Ontology annotation, molecular function: RNA polymerase II general transcription initiation factor activity; TBP-class protein binding.
GCUGGGCACCUAGCUCCUCCGCUUCUGUCCGCUCCGCGGCGGGAAGCGCCUUCCCCACAGGACAUCAAUGCAAGCCUGAAUAAGAAAAACAAUUUCUUCUUCCUAAGCCAUGGCAUAUCAGUUAUACAGAAAUACCACUCUGGGAAACAGUCUCCAGGAGAGCCUUGAUGAGCUCAUACAGUCUCAACAGAUCACCCCCCAACUUGCCCUUCAAGUUCUACUUCAGUUUGAUAAAGCUAUAAAUUCAGCAUUGGCGCAGAGGGUCAGGAACAGAGUCAAUUUCAGGGGCUCUCUAAAUACGUACAGAUUCUGCGAUAACGUGUGGACUUUUGUAUUGAAUGAUGUUGAAUUCAGAGAGGUGACAGAACUUAUUAAAGUGGAUAAAGUGAAAAUUGUAGCCUGUGAUGGUAAAAAUACUGGCUCCAAUACUACAGAAUGAAUUGGAAAAAAAAAAUGGCUUUUUUUUAAUGCCAUCUUCUGUUAUUAUUCAUCGCUUUUUUGAAGAGAAUCAUAGA